AAGUGAAGUCACUUCCGGGCUGGGGUGUUUGUUUGGACUGGAGAAGGGAGGCGGCGGGCGAAGCGCGCGUCGAGCGGGGUAGCGGCGCUGCCUGUGGAGAUCCGCGGAGGCCGACCGGAUUCGUUGGCUGCCGUCCCCGCUGCCGUGCACUGGGUUAAAAACUAUAUCUAACACCAACCAUGAAAGAUCCAAGUCGCAGCAGUACUAGCCCAAGCAUCAUCAAUGAAGAUGUGAUUAUUAACGGUCAUUCUCAUGAAGAUGACAAUCCAUUUGCAGAGUACAUGUGGAUGGAAAAUGAAGAGGAAUUCAACAGACAAAUAGAAGAGGAGUUAUGGGAAGAAGAAUUUAUUGAACGCUGUUUCCAAGAAAUGCUGGAAGAAGAAGAGGAACAUGAGUGGUUUAUUCCAGCUCGAGAUCUCCCACAAACUAUGGACCAAAUCCAAGACCAAUUUAAUGACCUUGUUAUCAGUGAUGGCUCUUCCCUGGAAGAUCUUGUGGUCAAGAGCAAUCUGAAUCCAAAUGCAAAGGAGUUUGUUCCUGGGGUGAAGUACUAAAAUAUUUGAGUAGACGGGGCUCUCUUUUGGUGGAUGUAGCACAAUUUCCACACUGUGAAGGCAGUAUUAGAAGACUUAAUUGUAAAAGCUCUCUCUUGUCACUGUGUUACACUUAUGCAUUGCCAAAGUUUUGUUAGUCUUGCAUGCUUAAUAAAAGUGCUGAGACUGUUAUUAAGUAAAAAGCUGUCAAACAUUUACUGAAAAUAGAAUUGGCCCCAUGGCUUGAUGUGAAGACAGCGAGGAAAGAAGCACCAGUCACGUGUCAAAGCACCAAAUUAAAUGACCUCUAAAUCUUAGUGAAUUGUCCUUUUUGAGACUAAACUGGUCCCUUAGGGUUAACUAAUACUUGUUAAUGUCUAAACUUUUUUUAAAUGAGUAAAUUUAAGUUCUAGUAGUUAAUUUCUCAGUUCAGACUUAAAUUUGCAUCUGUCCCCAUCAAAAAGAAUCUCCUUUUUCUGAUGAAGGCUUGUUAGUUAAUUUGAAAUAAUUUUUUAUAAACAAGUAUGUCUUAGGUUCACUACCUUGUAACCUUUGUAACCAAAGUCCUAGCUUUUACGGUAUGUUAUCAUGUAAGAAAUAUUGAAUUCGCCUAAUGUUACAUCUGAGAAAGUAUGUGAUUUGAGAAUUGCAUCCUCUUCUAAGGAGUCAUUGCAUCAAAGCUAUACCUGUGUAACGUCUAACAUUUGACCAACCCAUAAUCCAAUUGAACAAAGAAAUUGUAACCUAUGAUUUGAGUGGUGCUUUUCCUUGCUUUGUUAACCAUCACUACAAUAGUCUGCAGCACAACUUUUCUUUUAACAAAGCUAGAACAGUUUUGGCUUCUUAAACUUCUUAUUUGGGUAGGUUAAGCUGCCAUACGUGUUCAGUGUGAAUAGUGUUUAAGUUGAAAAUAUUGUAAAAAAAUUAUAUUUUUUCAAAAAUAUUUAAAAAAAUAAAUAAUAGUAGAACUGA
Molecule: messenger RNA, 1505 nt
Organism: Balaenoptera acutorostrata (minke whale)
Lineage: Eukaryota; Metazoa; Chordata; Mammalia; Artiodactyla; Balaenopteridae
Gene: PAIP2
Product: poly(A) binding protein interacting protein 2
Exons: 4
Coding region: 180-554 (124 amino acids)
Biological process (GO): negative regulation of translational initiation
Cellular component (GO): cytoplasm
Molecular function (GO): mRNA regulatory element binding translation repressor activity
Source: RefSeq, a predicted model, not a curated record